GCUGAGAAGGAUAGCUGGCUGUGAGUGUGGCUGAGUGGUGCCAAGCAGGCCAGCACGGUGCGACCUCCCAGUGGGUCUGAUGACAUCCUAGGAGAUGGGAAGGAAGCAGAGAGCUGGCUGCGGUGCCUGCAGAUCACAGAAGGGGUGGCUUAGCGUUUGGUGUGAGAGGAGGGAGUGCUCUGCCUGAAUGAGAGCAGCUCCCUGCCAGCCCGUGCCACCGCCGCCGCCGCCUGGCUGUGAUGCUGCACAGGGAGCCAUGGACACCCGGGGCUUGGUUACCACUGUCAGCCUGUCUCUCAGCCUCUGCUCGCUGAUCCUGCUGGUCACGGCCAUCUUCACCGACCACUGGUACGAGACGGACACCCGCCGGCACAAGGAGAUCUGCGAGAGCCAGGGGAACUCGGACCCCAAUGACCAGAAGAACAGGCUCAUGCCGCUCUACCAGCUGCCCUUCCGGGGGGACUCUUCCAAGACCCGCAAGAUGGGGCUCCUGUCCCCGGCGCCGGCCGGAGGGGUGAGGGAGCCCGAGGAUUUACUGGAGAACUGGAGGUCCUUACUGGGACUUGGGGUGCUGGAGUCAGACUGCGGGCGCCCAAUCUUCUCCACCUACUCCGGACUGUGGAGAAAGUGCUACACAAUGGGCAUCGACAAGGACAUAGACAACCUCAUCCUGAAAGGAAUUGCUCUGAAAUGCACUGCAAUCAAGUAUCACUUCUCUCAACCUAUACGCCUGAGGAAUAUUCCAUUUAAUUUGACCAGGACAAUUCAGCAAGAUGAGUGGCACCUUUUGCAUUUACGAAGAAUUACAGCUGGAUUUCUGGGCAUGGCCGCUGCUGUACUCCUGUGUGGAUGCAUAGUGGCUGCUGUGAGCUUUUUUUGGGAAGAAAGCCUCACUCAACAUGUGUCUGGACUUCUUUUUCUCAUGACAGGAAUAUUUUGUACAAUAUCUUUGUGUACAUAUGCAGCAAGUGUCUCUUAUGAUCUGAAUCGCCUGCCAAAAUUUAUUUAUGGGCUUCCAAGCGAUGUGGAGCAUGGGUACAGCUGGUCUAUGUUCUGUGCCUGGUGCAGUCUGGGCUUGAUAGUAGCAGCCGGCUGUUUGUGCACGGCCUAUCCGUUCAUCAGCAGGACCAAGAUUUUGCAUCUCAAAUUUUCCAGAGACUCUUGUGUAUGACUGAGAAGUGCAACCUAUGCCAGUUUCCAUCCUUAAAUUGCUCUACACACUCGAAAUCCAAUUGCAGUGCAACAAUGUAGAGACUACAAAUUCAUGUUUGAAGCACAAGUACAUUCAUGGAAAAAAGGUUACUGAGAAGGUACUUUAGCUUCCCAUUAUGUAGAAAGGACUGUAUUAACGACCCAGUGGCCUUCCAUUUAACCACUGUUGGACCUAAUUAAUUCUGUGUGUUCCGGACAUGUGAUCUUCUUCCCCAAGUCUAAUAGGGUUCUGGGAGACUAAAGCAUUGAUGAACAGUGGUUCAAGAAGAGAGGUAUUGUGUUUCUAUAGAAAGUAAAAAACAAACAAACAAACAAACAAACAAACAGGACCUUCCAUUGCAUGGAAAUACUGUGCAAUCAAGUGCUUUAUAAAAUCAUUCUUUAUGCAACAUAUCUAUGUGUGUCUUCAAGUGAAAUGUCACUGUAGGAAAGAAGAAGAAAAAAAACAUAUGUAGGAGACAUGUUUACUGUUGGUUCUGCUCUAAUUUAUUUUAUACAUUUGCCUGUUGUCAUUGUGCGAGAGGGAAAAAAGAUACAUUGGUCUUGUGUGAAAGCUUGGAGGCUCUUAAUAAUAAUGUUAAUCUCAUGCUUGGUAGCCCUAACAUGCAGAUUCUUUUGAAAUCAGCAGAUUGCUUGUUCCAGGACAACAUAAUUCUUGCAUCUUAUUGCCUAUUGUGAUUUCUUAAAUUCCUGUGUGCCAUAAAAUACAAUUUAAAUAAUGAAAUGAGGUCUUUGUGUAUUUUAGUUUUUAACAGUUCAAUGUAAAAGUAUUGAACACAAUAUUUAUUUAAGAUGAGGGGGCUUUUUUAAAUUCCAACCUCAAAUUUAUUUGAUAAAAUAA
Molecule: messenger RNA, 2053 nt
Organism: Pelobates fuscus (common spadefoot toad)
Lineage: Eukaryota; Metazoa; Chordata; Amphibia; Anura; Pelobatidae
Gene: TMEM178A
Product: transmembrane protein 178A
Exons: 4
Coding region: 188-1171 (327 amino acids)
Biological process (GO): regulation of cytosolic calcium ion concentration; negative regulation of osteoclast differentiation
Cellular component (GO): endoplasmic reticulum membrane
Source: RefSeq, a predicted model, not a curated record